Messenger RNA from Phytomonas sp. EM1, 2658 nucleotides. Lineage: Eukaryota; Euglenozoa; Kinetoplastea; Trypanosomatida; Trypanosomatidae. The record is from the annotation of a GenBank genome assembly.
AUGGCGGACAACGCCGCAUUCCAGCUCGAUAAUCUAGAAGAUCUGGAAUCAAUCGAGCUCAGCGAUGAGUUCAUAAGGGAGAACAUGGAUCAUUCCUCCUUCAAGGAGGAUCAUUUUCGUCAAACUCUUAACAGCUUGUGUGAGUCCUUUGUGAUGUCUUUUCUUGGCGAUGAGGGUGUCAACCUCGUCUUGCUUUACAAUUUCUUCAAAGAAAGCUCCACCGUGUUGACAGAUAUCCAGAAAGUCCUUCAGGCUUUCAUUUCUCAGUUGGAUUCUAUCCAGGCCGAUAUCGGGUCCGUGCGGGAAUCCCUUGUCUCGAAGGGUACCACGCUCAAGAACAUUCUCUCCACGGAGGCUAUUCUCUCCUCGGCGAUCUCGCGGCUGGUGAUCCCGCCGGAGGUGGUUCAGGUGAUCACGCAAUCCAACGAGCAGCAGCUGGGGACGCAGUUCAAGCAUUGCGUGAAGGAGCUUCUCCGCUAUCUGCAGCAUCGCGAGGCGGUGUGGAAUUACCCCGCCGUGGCCGCGUGUAGUCGUCAAAGCAGUAAAGACGCCGAGAGUUUCUCACACGACGAGGAACCUCCCAACAAGCAAGAGAUGCACAUUCCCUUUACCGAGUGUCGUGUGUAUAACGAUCUGAUGAACUUUAUGGACUCCUUGACGCUCUUUGCAUGCUGGAAGAUUAAAUCCUUCCUUUCUCACAAGCUCCAAGUCUUAACGAUAAAAGGCACGAAUAUAUGGAUUCAGCAGGAAAACGUUCUCAAGCCUUUUUCCUUUUACGUCUACUUUCUCCAGCAUGCCGCGUCGUUUCUGAGUCGUCGCCUUCCUCGCUCCCUCUCUGCCACGGCCGCAAGAAGCCACUCAAAAAGCGCCGCCCCUCUCUACCCACUCGUCCGCCACCUCUACGAGGAGUUCAGGGCGGAAUACCGACAGAUUAUGCUUCGCCUCUAUUUAAAACGCGUUCAGGAUUACGUCCUGACGUGUCGUUUGAUGGAGUUCACCACGAUGCUGCCUGAGCGUGCGAAGGCAGCAGAGGGGGAUUCCUUCUACGCCCUCCCCCUUCUCACCGCCCCUGCGGCGGCGUGCGCGCCGGAGCUGCUUCGUUUAGGAGGUCGGGGUGAAAUUUUUCGUCGUCUCUUCAGUCCCCCGUUGAUUCCGGUCGUGGAGCGGGCGAAUCAUCGCCGGCAUUCUUAUGAGGAGACGUUUCGCUCGAUAUUAAGCGUCAUGUGCGAUAUCGCCACCCAUGAGUACCUCUUUACCUGCGAUUUUUUCAGUGGAGAUGCGCUCGUCUUCGUGGAAGUUUUUUGCCCCGCGAUUCAGUUCGUCGUUGACUACGUCGCGGAGGUCGUUCUUUCUCAAGGCAACGGCGAGGUGCGGCAGAUGCUCGACGGCAAGUCCAGCCCAUUCAUUCAUGAAAACGUCGAGGAGGAUACCUAUGGGCUUCUGAUCAUGAUCCGUCUAUGUUAUGAAUUUCGAUCCAUGAUGCGGCAUGUGCGCAAGCUCUACUGCCUAGAUGGCUUCUUUGAUUCCCUGCUGCGGCUUUUACUGCCCGUGUACAAGGAAAAUCUUGAGAAGCAGUUUGUUGCCCUUCGCGGUGUGGAGCCGAUGGUGCUCGCUCAGGCGAUGUCGGUGCUGCCAUCCACCGAGGCGAAAUUGAGGGAGGUUCAUCCCCUCGUGAAAUCGUUUACGGAGUUUUCCUGCGCUAUUAUGAGUCUUCUACUAGGCCUGCUUGUUAGCGAGGAGCGUCUUCGUGCGGAGGACGAACUGCAUCGGGAUAAGCUCCUAGGAGGGAGGCUCCCAGAAUCGGAUAUGUCCUCCUCGUUUGGCAUACAGACUGGAAAAGCCUCCCGUACGCAAGGCACGACUGGCGAUUCGUUUGACGAGUUGCGGGAGUUGGCACUCCAACGUUUUGCGGAGGAGGAGGAAAGUGAGGCGUCCGAUAUCAUAAACGAAUUUAUGAUGUUAGUUAGCAAGCUUGAAUUUAUCCGACAGAGUAUGAUCCAGCUGUUUCAGAAUCUCAGUCGGUGUAUUUUAGCAGAUGAAAAGGAUGCCUCCGUGCGCGAUCAUUUGGAACCUCUUCAGAGCUGCUAUAUGCUAAACAAUAUUUUUUAUAUUCUUCAACAGUACCAUCAGCACCAAAUCAUUUUGAGUGAAACAAAUCCAACUGAGAGCAUCGAGGAGGAUGGGAUGGUGCAGGCAUUAAAAGGUGAAGAAUUUCUUCCGCUGGAUACGCGAGAUAACUUUCAGGACCUCAAAUAUACCUAUCUACGCUAUCGCGCAGAGUUUGUUGAGAAUAUGAUUCGCAAGCACCUGCCUGCUUUCUUUGCUGUUAUACAGAACGGCGAAAGCUGUUCUGUCAACGAGAUCAAGGAGGCCACGGACAGCUUCAUGCUGUCUUGGCAAGAUGCGCUUGAUAGCAUUGUGAAAACUGUCCAUCGACUGAUCUCCGAUCCGGUAAACGCGCAGCAGAUCGCUGCUCAGAUCUGCAUGGACAUUCUCCUCUACAACACGAGAUUCCACGGACUUGUCGCGAAAGCGUUCGAGAAGGAUCGCGAAGCCUUCGACAACUGUCCACUCCGCUCGUUGAUCGUAACGAACCAAACGGUAUUGCAGUUCAUGCGUAAAUUCUUGUCUUCCCUUCCGUUGGGUACUGACGAAUGA